Asparagus officinalis (garden asparagus) is the source of this 3042-nucleotide messenger RNA. RefSeq lists its product as uncharacterized. The record is from RefSeq and is a predicted model, not a curated record. The coding region runs from base 1 to 3042 and encodes 1013 amino acids. Lineage: Eukaryota; Viridiplantae; Streptophyta; Magnoliopsida; Asparagales; Asparagaceae. The transcript is spliced from 6 exons.
AUGGAAGAAGGUACUGCAAUUCAAGACCACAUCAAUGCCUUUAAUCAGCUAGUUUGCCAACUUAUGAAUAUUGAUGAGGAGAUUAAAGAAGAAGAGCAUGCACUACUCUUAUUAUCUUCCUUACCGAAGUCGUACAAACCGUUAGUUCAGAUGAUAAUUACAGGGAAGCAGACUUUAAAGUUCGACGAUGUGACAACACUCCUACGUGAGAAUGAAAUAAUGAUGGGAAAGAAGAGCGUAUCUAAUGGUGGUGAGAGUGCACUAGCUUUUGAAAGUUCUAAUCGAGAGAGGAAUGAAGCUUCAAGAAAUGGGAAGAAGACGAACUCCUUGGUGGUUGUGUAUGAUGAAGAUGUGGUUUUAUUGAUGCAGAGUACAUGUACUGAUGCGAGUAACACUUGGGUGCUAGAUUCUGCAGCCUCUAUGCACGUUGGCAACAAAAAAAAUUAUAUUAACACAUUGAAGACAUAUGAAGAAUUUGAUGACGUGAUUGUUGGAAACAACAAGAAGAUGAAGGUUGAAGGUGUUGAAAGUGUUCGUCUCAAGCUUCAUACUGGAAAGAAUUCUUGGAAAUCUUUCAGAUGUGAAGAAGACAGAAGCCUGACUUCAGAUGAAUUGGUUGAAAGGAAAAAACUACAAUCUUGUUAUACAUCUAUCAUCCAGGAGGAAGAAGCCUAUUGGUCACAAAGGUCUCGUAUACAAUGGUUAAAAGAAGGAGAUGCCAACACUUCAUUCUUUCACAGAACUGCUUCUGUUCAUAAGAAGUCUAAUUAUAUAGUUAGUAUUAAUCAUUUGGGUUCUGAGAUCUAUGAACAAGAAGAAAUCUCCAAGGCUUUUCAUGACUACUACUCAAACCUUUUUGGUCAAGCCAAUAACAGUAACAUGACUGUUAAUUGGGAGUGCUUAUACCCUGAUCAACUUCCCAGUCUUUCAUCUCUUGAGGAUACAUUUUCUGAAACAGAAAUUAAACAUGUUGUUUUUAGUAUGAAUCCUAAUAAAUCACCAGGACCGGAUGGUUUUUCUUUUCUUUUCUACCAAACGUUCUGGGAGUUAAUCAAAAGUGAUCUUGUUGAUAUUAUGAAUUUUUUUGGUCAACAUCCUUCAUCCCUUCAGAGAGUAAAUAAAGUUCUCAUUACUCUCAUUCCAAAAACAACAUCAAGCCCCACUGCCAGAGAUUACAGACCUAUCAGCCUGAUUAAUUGUAUUUUCAAAAUCUUUACGAAGAUUUUAGCUAAUAGAUUAGCUCCUAUCAUGAAGGAUCUGGUUGCUCCCACUCAAUCUGCAUUCCAAGAAGGAAAAUCUACUCUUGACUCUGUUUUAAUAGCUAAUGAAAUGAUCCAUUUCUGCUCUAAAAAGAAAAAAGAGGUGGCUAUGUUUAAAAUUGAUUUUGCUAAAGCCUUUGAUUCUAUAAGCUGGAGCUUUCUUAUUAAUUUGUUAAAGGCUAGAGGAUUUGGUGAAAAAUGGUGCUCAUGGAUCUACCACAUUAUCUCUUCAUCCAAUUGUGCAGUACUUGUUAAUGGAUCUCCUUCCAAAUUUUUUAAAUGUCAUAGAGGCCUUAAACAAGGAGAUCCACUUUCUCCUCUGUUAUUCAACAUAUCUGCUGAUGUUCUGAAUGACAAUCUUAUUUUUGUUAAGAGUACAUACAAAGACAUUUCUGUUCUAAAGACUCUUCUCUACAUCUUUGAAGAUAUAUUUGGUUUGGCCAUUAACUAUUAUAAAUCCUCCCUUAUUUAUUUUGGGAAUAUCCUAAACAGGGGAUCUUGUUUAGCGUCAGCUCUCAAUUGCAAACUUGAUAAACUUCCUAUCAAAUAUUUGGGUUUACCUUUAAAGGGAGGCAAAUUAGCUAAAUCUGAUUGGCAACCUAUGUUGGAUAAUUUGAACAGGAAACUUGCUUCAUGGAAGAGGAAUUGUUUAUCUUUUGGUGGUAGACUUAUUCUGUUAAACUCUGUCCUUUCCACAAGUCCAUUAUACUAUAUGUCCUUCCAUAAGCUUCCAGGUUGGUUGAUCAAAGAGGUGGAUAAAAUCAGGAAAAAUUUUCUAUGGACAGGCAACAACCAAUCCAAACCCUUCAAAUGCUUGGUUAAUUGGAAAAGGAAAGGUUUCUUCCUGCAAUUAUCUAACAGUAAUAGCCAGAAUUCUAUGGUUUGGAAUGAUAUCAUUUCAAAUAAAGAAGCUUUCCUCCAUCUUAUUUCAUGGUCCCUAGGAAUUGGUACAAAUAUCAGAUUUUGGGAGGAUAAAUGGAUUGGUAAUAAUACUUUAUCAAGUUUAUAUCCAGCUAUUUAUAGUCUUGCCUUAUCCUCUAAUGUAUCUAUUCAUAGUCAAGGAUUGUUCCUCAACAAUACAUGGCACUGGCAUCCUAUUUUAAGAAGAAGUAUUUCUUUAGUUACAAACUUAGCCAAAUCUGAUCUUAUACAUCUUCUUGGUUCUUUCAAAGUGAAUAAUGAAGUCGAUGUUCCUAAAUGGUCUUUUACUUCAAAUGGUUGCUUUUCAGUUAAAUCAUUCUAUGACUUCUUAAACACCAGAUGUGUUAUGUUUGCAUUUCAUAAAGUUGUAUGGAAUCCUAUUUUACCAAGCAAAGUACAGAUUUUUUCAUGGUUUCUAUCUAUGAAUCGUCUACAUACAAAGGAUAAUCUCAUUAAGAAAGGUUGGCAAGGUGAUUCCUUAUGUAUUUUCUGUGGCAUUCAACCGGAAACUUGCAAUCAUAUCUUCUUUUCAUGUAGCACAGCAAAAAAAGUUUGGAAACACUUCAGUGAUUAUUGCAUACCUUUUGUUUGGGCUUCAUCUCUCGAUGGUCUUUUGUCAUCUGUUGAAUCUCUUCAUAAUGAGAAAGGUGUUAUAUGGCGAUCCAUCUUUUCAGCAGUUUGUUGGUUCAUAUGGAGCUCAAGAAACAAAGUCAUCUUUGAACACUUAUCUUUCUCUGUUCAUUCUAUCAUUAACUCAACUAUUGCAGCUCUAUGUGAAUGGGCAGGAUCUGCUAGCAAGAAGAAUGCUCUCAAGUUAGCACGAGCUUUAGAGGAAAAUCCGAUCAGAAGGAGCAGUGUUUGA